AUGGCUGAACCUCCGUCACUGGAAGAUAUUUUAGCGAAGAAACGAAAAGAGGAGGAAGAGCAAGAGAAGCCGAAGUUUCUGACCAGAGAAGAGCGUGCCGCACUUGCUCUUCAACGUCGUGCCGAGCAGGUAGAACGUAUGAAGGAAAACCAGAGGCGCAUUGAUGAAAGUCGCAGACAAUUUGAAGCUGAAGCGAAGAGAGCAGAGGGACGUGAUGGCCGCGAUCGAGACCGUGAUCACCGUGACCGUGAUCGCAGCAGGGAACGAAGAGAGCGUAGCCGAUCCCGCGACCGUAGAGAACGAGAGAAGCGAGAGAGAAGUCGGAGCAGAGAAAGAGAUCGAGAUCGAGAUAGACGGGCAAGGAGUAGGAGUAAAGAACGGGACAGGGAUCGACGGGAUCGAAGCAGAAGUAAGGAAAAACGAAGUGAUCGUGACAAGGAUGGGACACGUUCCAACCGCACCGAAAGCAAGGAAGAAGAUGACACCUUUGAUCCAAAUAAGCUCCAAGAAGCAGUCAAAGUUCGGUAUCUUGGGUUGCAAAAAGAGAAAAAGAAAAGGGGAAGACGCUUGCAUGAACGGAAGUUCGUUUUCGAUUGGGAUGCAUCGGAAGACACCUCGCAGGAUUACAACAAACUCUACCAGAAAAGGCAUGAAGUUCAAUUCUUCGGACGCGGCGCCAUAGCGGGUAUUGAUGUGAAUACACAAAAGAAGACUAACAAUGUUUUCUACCAAGCUAUUAUGGAGAAACGUCGAACGGAAGAGGAAAAACAAAUGGAAAAAGCGCGGCGCGAGAAGGAGAAAAUCAGAGAAAGAAAGUCUGCACACGAUGAUCGCCACUGGAAAAUGAAACCGCUUGAUGAAAUGACUGAGCGAGAUUGGCGCAUAUUCCGAGAAGAUUUCAAUAUUGCUAUUAAGGGUGGUCGUGUGCCAAAACCUUUACGAGCUUGGGAAGAGUGCGGUCUCCCUGAUGAGGUCUAUCAGGCCAUUAAGAAGGUUGGAUACGACGAACCAACCCCAAUUCAGCGGCAGGCCAUUCCCAUUGGUUUGCAGAAUCGAGAUAUCAUCGGAGUGGCUGAAACGGGUUCCGGAAAAACCGCAGCAUUCUUGAUUCCACUUUUGGUUAGUCACCUGUAG
Molecule: messenger RNA, 1134 nt
Organism: Cooperia oncophora
Lineage: Eukaryota; Metazoa; Nematoda; Chromadorea; Rhabditida; Trichostrongylidae
Source: the annotation of a GenBank genome assembly